Corticium candelabrum is the source of this 3472-nucleotide messenger RNA. RefSeq lists its product as uncharacterized. Gene Ontology annotation, molecular function: ATP binding; protein binding; protein kinase activity. Gene Ontology annotation, biological process: protein phosphorylation; signal transduction. Gene Ontology annotation, cellular component: cytoplasm. Bases 7 to 3210 code for a protein of 1067 amino acids. The transcript has 2 exons. The record is from RefSeq and is a predicted model, not a curated record. Lineage: Eukaryota; Metazoa; Porifera; Homoscleromorpha; Homosclerophorida; Plakinidae.
CCGUCGAUGAGAAUCCAAGAAUAUCGUUACAGGAUACUGGUUUUUGGAGAAAUGUCUACAGCAGAAACCGGUGACACAAUUUUAGAUGAAGCAACUUCAUACCAAACGUGGAUUUAUUAUGAAGAAACAGACUCUUGGAAAAUGAUUGCUAGUGUUGCCCAUGGCCUUCCAUCGAAUACCUGGUUACGUCUGGUGACAAUUUGUAGUUCACACGCCAUCAUUCUGUCUCCUGAUGCUAUCAACAGCACUUGGAUAUUUGUGUUCGAACAACUGAUAUGGAAACGAGUCGCGAUUGUGGGCGAUGGGCCAAGUUGGACAGAUAUUCGUUAUGACAUUUACGCAGUGUCCGUGGAAAGCGAACAUUCUUUGUGCUCCUGUAGUCAGGAUGUUUUCGUUUUUCACGCUAUUGGCGAUAGAAAUCAUUUUGCGGGCUACAGACUGAGCUGUGUGAUAGAACAGACAACAUAUCGUUGGGAGAAAGUAGGAAACUACACAAUUCCUUUCCUUGAUGGUGUAUAUUUGGUUGAUGGUUGGUCAGGAAAGACAACAGUUUUGGCUUUAGUUGACGAAUGCAUUUGGGAAUAUUCCGUAAAGAAAUCAAUUUGGAAUAAAACGAAACUCUGCAUUCCAUAUGAUAUUUGGCCGAAUAUUGCUAACAAAAAUCAUAAGGAUGUUCAUUUUGUUAAUGAUACCACAGAGAUUCUUUGUAUAAAUAUUGGUGAACGUGUAGUUAUUAGGCUGUCUGUCUCUAAUGGGGACGCUUUUGUCGACCAGAUAUAUGGAGAUGAUUUCGAACAGCUGUUGCCUUUGUCUCCAUAUUUAAUAGAAGCUAGAAAAUAUGUUGUACGAGUUGCCGGUCAGGGUGUUAAGUAUUCCAUCCUUACAGAAGUUUGUGGUACAAGUACUUGGAGUCUUCAGAGACGAAGUAUGACGGGAGAACAGUCGUGGCAUCUUGAUAGAAUGGACCAUACCCUUCUAAUUCCAUCAAAAUACGAAUUGCAGUCUUUGUGGAGAGACACAUAUUACCGGAUUGUCUUUCCGCCCCAAGAUGUAAGGUCUGUGCCACUAGCCAUGUGGUCAAUGAACUUGGGCACGAAGCGAUGGCAAGUGGAGGGAUAUCUCAACAUUACAGACAUAAAUAUAGCCGAAGAAGUAAUGGCGCAAGUGAUUAGCGUGCACAUGCUGGAAAAUGUGUGGUUGGUGAUGUCAUCCAGGUACACAAUGUUGAUCGCGUCUAGAGAUCACAUACGACUAGUGAAAAGUCCUAGGCCUUCUAGAUAUGGUUUUACAGUCGUCACUAUCAACUCGACGUCAGCGUUGCUGUUUGGAGGUUGGAAUGAAAACCACAAGUUUAAUGAUCUUUGGCAAUUUUCUCUUACAAGUAGAAUUUGGAAGAAAGUGAAAAUGAUCGAGAGUAGUGGGUCCGGUUACAUCGGACCCAUUACUGACGAGGAAGCAGAAAGCGUCCCCUCACCUCGAUAUAAUCAUGCUGCUGCAGUUAUAGGAGUCGAAAUGUUUGUUUUUGGCGGAUAUGACGAAGAUGGUCAUUCGAACUUAGAAUUGUGGAGAUAUAACAUGAUUAACAAUUCGUGGAGAUAUUUAGAACCAACCAACCAAAUUUCACAUUUUACUUCUAUUAAUGGAAGUGAGUGCUAUUUUGUGGCGACCGCUCAAAGUGAAACGCUAUGGAUUGUGUCUAGGUGUCCUUUCUUUAUUAAAACCCUGAAACCCAAUGCCAACGUAUAUAUCCGUUUGUGGAUGUUUAUUGUUCACUUGCAAACUUGGAAUUUCGUCGCACAUGAAAAACUAGAAAAUUUGCCGGACAACUAUUUCUAUUCAUCUUUGCAUUUCUGGCGAGGAUAUCUAAUAAGUCUAGAGUCUUCUAGUUUACUUUACAUCAAGGCUGGAUGUCCUGAAGGACUAGGAUCGAGCAACAUUUCUCGUUUUCCCUGCGACGUCUGCAAAGUAGGAUUUUACUCUGAUGUAGAGACGAAAGAGUGCCGCAAAUGUCCAAACGGAACGACGACGAGACAAGAGCGUUCGUCGAGGCUGACCGAAUGCAAUGUUUGUGUCACCGGUUACUGUCGUCAUGGAAGAUGUCUGGUGGUGAGCGACAGGCUAACGCAAGUUCCCGUCUGUUCGUGUACCAUCGGAUUCACUGGUUCUCACUGUCAAGACGCAACAUAUUAUUACAUUGGAACGGGGGUUAUUCUUGUUAUAGGUAUUAUUACUUUACUCGUUGUUGUAUUACGGCGCAUCAUCAAGAAACGAAGAGAACGAGAAACGGCUUUCCGUCGUCAAAUACAAAUUUUGAACGAUGCGUGGCAGAUCAGUUGGCAAGAAAUAGAACUGCAAGACGAAAUAGGAGGAGGAGCUUCGGGAAGAGUGUGGAAAGCGCAAUACCGUAAUGUAGACGUUGCUGUAAAAAUGCUGAUUAACAAUGAUGAAUCACAAUCGUCAUUGGAAUUUGCAGGAGAAAUUAAGUUUAUGCAAACGAUGCGUCAUCGAAAUAUUGUACUUUUCAUCGGAGCCGGUAAAACGAGUCCACAAGCACAACCGUUUCUUGUCGUCGAGUUUGCGCAUAGAGGUUCAUUACGUCACGUACUGGAUGACGUCAGUAUUGAAAUAGAUCAAAAUCGUAAAAUAGAUUUUGCUCUAGACGCUUCCAAAGGAAUGGAGUUUCUUCACAAAUUGAACCCGCCCAGAAUCCAUCGAGAUCUGAAAAGUGAGAAUUUACUCGUUUGCAAGAGUUGGAUUGUCAAAGUGGCUGAUUUUGGUCUUGGAAGACUCUUUAGUGGGGCACAGAAGAACCGACGAUCAAAUCGAAACAAUGCAUUGAGCAGCACGAAUUCGGGAAACGAGCUUCUAGUUGAAAUGAGAGAUUUGUCUGAAGAUGGUAUCGGGACAGUGAGAUGGAGUGCACCAGAGUUAGCACGACGAGAGAGCUACGAUGGAUCCAUCGAUGUCUACAGUUUUGGAAUUGUGCUUUGGGAGAUUUGGUCACGUGGCUUUCCUUUCGAGCAGUAUCGGUUUGCUCACGAAGUCGACGACGCGGUAGAAAGAGACGAGCGUCCCGUCGUUCCGUGCGAUUGCCCGGAAGGGUAUGCAAGCGUAAUGCAAGCUUGCUGGACAGGAAGAGCUCGGAAACGACCGUCGUUUAGCGAAGUUGUCAGCUGUCUGGAAAGCAUUCAUGUGGAAGAUGCAUGUUAGAGUGACUACACGAGAGUUUUGAAUUUUGGCCAAUUGUUACUACUAGUCUAGUGACGCUUAGCUGCUAUGUAGAGGUAUUACAGCAGAUUAGAUUGCUAUAGCAUACGAUAUUAGAAUUGGUAGUUUUAGUCGAAAAAUUGUUAUUUACUGUGUAGAAUACAGUUGUCUAGACAAAUGAACAUGGUUAUUCAGCGCAUGUUAAGUGAAAUUUUUCUUAAAUUUUGUGUGUUUGUUUUGAUUAAACUUCUUUCAAUUAAUCACG